AUGACUAGUUGGCUCAUUUACUCUUGCAAGCCUACCUCUGAAGAAGAAAAGUUCAUCAAAUCCAACAUUGCCAAGAUCAAUCAAAAGAAUCCUGACUCCCUUGGAGAUCUACCAUUUGUUUCCGUCGUGGACUUAGAAGGAGUCCAAGAUCAAAUUCAAAAACUUGGUGAAGAAGAUGAACUUGAAGCAGACAAAAUCAAAGAAGACAUACCAACUGUGGAACAGUCUGAUGUCGUAACAAUCAUUGGACCAAAUUGGGAGGUAGUUGCCACAGAAGUCGAAGGGAAACCGUAUCGAACAGGCGCCUUUUUAGUACGUCCAGAGCGGCGUGUAGGCGCUGGAGGAGGUAUAGGCUGUGGAGGCGGUGAUGGUGAAUCUAUGAUUGGUGAAUCCGCUCUAAUCGGAGUAGAAGGGAUGUUGGAACCCUUGGCUGGUGAAGAUUCUUCAGAUUCAGUCUCCGGAACUGGGGUAAUCUUGGAUGGGGCUACCGAAUUGGUAAAUUCAGGCAGCAGUAGUUCCUCCGGAACAUUAGGUGAUAAAGUCGGAUGUAAACCAGGAAAGGUUUCUUCUUGGUAG
Melampsora larici-populina 98AG31 is the source of this 576-nucleotide messenger RNA. RefSeq lists its product as uncharacterized. The coding region runs from base 1 to 576 and encodes 191 amino acids. The record is from RefSeq and is a predicted model, not a curated record. NCBI's taxonomy places the organism in Eukaryota, Fungi, Basidiomycota, Pucciniomycetes, Pucciniales, Melampsoraceae. The transcript has 3 exons.